Messenger RNA from Micromonas commoda, 1333 nucleotides. RefSeq names its product small conductance mechanosensitive ion channel family. Gene Ontology annotation, cellular component: plasma membrane. Gene Ontology annotation, biological process: monoatomic anion transport; transmembrane transport. NCBI's taxonomy places the organism in Eukaryota, Viridiplantae, Chlorophyta, Mamiellophyceae, Mamiellales, Mamiellaceae. Gene Ontology annotation, molecular function: mechanosensitive monoatomic ion channel activity. Bases 17 to 1210 code for a protein of 397 amino acids. The transcript has a single exon. The record is from RefSeq and is a predicted model, not a curated record.
GAGAGCGGUGGCCGUCAUGCGACAGCUGCAGGGCGCCAGGCGCUUCGUCCCCCUCGACCAUCACUUCUUCGAUCGGCUCGGGAUACCCGCGGAGGUCAGGGAGAAGAUCAUGGAGGUGUUGGACACGGAGAACGCGGGGGUUUUGCGGCGGGAGCAAAUCGUGAGACGAUUCGUGGAAAUUUACGAGCGGCGGCGCGACCUCGCCAAAUCCCUCGCGAGCACCACGAGCGUCCUCGCCACGCUCGAGCGCAUCAUCCUGUCCGCGCUGUACUUCCUCCUGGUGUUCAUCGUGCUCGGGAUAUUCGAUCAGAACAUCGUGGAGAUGUGGUUCACGGCGUCCUCGAUGCUACUCGCGUUUGUGUUUAUGUUUGGCAACAGCAUCAAGCAGCUGUUCGAGUCGGUCAUCUUCAUCUUUGUCAUUCACCCGUUCGACGUCGGCGACGCCGUGCUGAUCGAAGGGGAGCGACACGCGAUUCGUAACAUCGGGAUCCUCACCACGGAGACGGUCAAGUGGAACGGUCAGGUGAUCUACUACCCCAACAUGUCGAUGAGCACCAAACCGCUGACAAACCUGACGCGGAUGAAGAAGUUCACCGACGAGCAGACGUGGGUCGUCGACAUAGCGACGCCGGCGCACGUCCUGGAGGCGAUGCCGCUCUACUUCCACAAGUGGGCGAUGGACCACGCCGAGGACUUCCACGAGAUCACCCCGCGCAUCUACUCUCACGCGCACGACCCGCUCAAGAUCAAAAUCACCCUCUACUACGAGUACACCUUCAACGGCUUACCGCCGUCUCGCUCGGGUAACGCGCGCGAUCAGCUCGGCUUGGCGAUGCGAAAGUUCCUGCUGGACAACAACGUCGUGUACAGACAGCAGACCCUGCCGGUGGAGAUCAUCAACGGCGUCAACGGGCGUUCGUCCAUCGUCGGCGGAGGCGGAGGUGGAGGGGGCGACGGCGCGUCCAGGGGAGGCGGGCGGGACGCGUCCAGGGGCAGGUCGCCGAGCCGAGGUCCCUCGCGUCGCACGAGCGUCUCCGUCCAGGACGCGCCGAGCGUGUUUUUGGACCUGGCGACGAGCGGCGGCGGCGGUUCACCCGCGGUCAAGACGACGGGCAUGGGAGCGGGCGCGGGAGCGGGCACGGGAGCGGGCAUUGGGAGCGAGCGGAUGGCGACGCGGGACGACGCCCUCCUCGCCCGCGCCAGCGGCUGAGAGGGGCGAGUUCGAGGCUGUCGGCUACUUAUCUUAUGAUGCGUGUAUCGCUUCGACGCCCGCGUGAUGUCGGAACGAAUGAACGACGUUGGAACGUGACAAAGUUGAAACGACGUUGGAACG